AUGAAAGAGAUUUCAGAUGAAAUUAUGAUUAUUGGAAUCGACGUUUAUCACAAAACAGAAAAGAAGAUUAAUUCUUGUGUUGGAUUCAAUGCUUAAUUUGGAUAGUAAGGUGAUACAAAUUUCACAAAAACAAUAAUAGUAGAUUAAGGUAAAGAAAUUAAUAAAGAUAUCGCAAACCUUUUAGAACAAAGUCUAGAAGAAUAUUAGAAAAUUAAAAUUAUAAACUACCAGAAACUAUUGUAAUAUUUAGAGAUGGAGUAGGGAACUCAUAAAUAAAUUAUAUUAAGAGGAAGUAGAAACGAUGAAAUAAAUCAUUAAAAAUAAAUAUAACUUUAAAUUGCCAUAAUUUGCAUUUAUAAUAAUAAAGAAAUUUAUGGAGUGGUUAUUGCAGACAGAGUCGUCUCAUCUCAUUUUGAUUGUUUCAUGAUUGCAUAAUAAGUUCAUUAAGGAACUGCUACUCCAACACAUUAUACAGUUUUAGAAAAUACCACUAAUUGGAAAGAAGAAUUAUUUUGGAAAUUUACAUAUUAUUAAUGUUAUAAUUAUAAAAACUGGUGUGGACCAAUCAAAAUACUUGCUUGUGUUUAGAAUGCUCACACAGCUGCAUACAGAACAGGGGAGGUUAUCUAAGAUAACGCAUGUUCUUCUUUAGAAUCAAAGCUAUUUUAUCUAUGA
Messenger RNA from Paramecium tetraurelia, 675 nucleotides. RefSeq lists its product as uncharacterized. NCBI's taxonomy places the organism in Eukaryota, Ciliophora, Oligohymenophorea, Peniculida, Parameciidae. Gene Ontology annotation, cellular component: P granule. Gene Ontology annotation, molecular function: piRNA binding. The record is from RefSeq and is a predicted model, not a curated record. The transcript is spliced from 2 exons. Gene Ontology annotation, biological process: regulatory ncRNA-mediated gene silencing.